AGAAAGUAGAAAAUAUAGAGAAAAAGGUGGUAAGUGUAGAUAGAGAAACAGUCAAUGAAGAAGGUAAAACAAAUAUAAGUGAAUUGGAAGUGGAAAACUUAUCCAAAAGCCUUGAUAUGGAAGAAGCCAGAAAUAAUAGAGUUCAAGCAUUAGAAUAUCGCCAAAAGUCUGCAAAGGAAAAUGUUAGUAGUAAAG
This is a messenger RNA of Racocetra fulgida, 195 nucleotides long. The record is from the annotation of a GenBank genome assembly. Lineage: Eukaryota; Fungi; Glomeromycota; Glomeromycetes; Diversisporales; Gigasporaceae.